Molecule: messenger RNA, 1641 nt
Organism: Cercocebus atys (sooty mangabey)
Lineage: Eukaryota; Metazoa; Chordata; Mammalia; Primates; Cercopithecidae
Gene: OTUB1
Product: OTU deubiquitinase, ubiquitin aldehyde binding 1
Exons: 7
Coding region: 643-1488 (281 amino acids)
Biological process (GO): negative regulation of double-strand break repair; protein K48-linked deubiquitination
Cellular component (GO): nucleus
Molecular function (GO): cysteine-type deubiquitinase activity; ubiquitin binding
Source: RefSeq, a predicted model, not a curated record
CCCUGCUUUGUCACAACCAGAAGGACACAGAGCCCAAAGUUAGGUCCUGAGGCUUUGGCCUUGACACCAAGGGACGCCGUCUCCCUGCCGGAAGCAGCUCACCAAAGCCGGCAGAGAACCCAGGCUCCGCGGGGCCACUGAUGUGGGGCUCCGCGGGCGCCCUGGCGUUGGCCGACUUCCUGUCUCCUGGGCCAGAUGCUGCUCCGCACUGCAGCAGUGGUCGCAUGCAGUGCGUGCCGAAGCCCGCAGCAGGAAUGCUGCCAUUGGUGAUUUUAAUUUCACCUUCCUACUUCUCUCAAUAACACGAUCCGCGUUUCAAACUCCAGGGAAAAGAAAACGGAAUUGGCUCCAGGAGGCUCUGCAAUCACCACCGGGAACUUUGGGAGGCUGGGAAGAUGGAGCCAAACCACUGUGUGGGGUGGAGAUGCGGACCCGGGGCGGCCGGCCUCUCCUACAGGUCUCAGGUCGGUGCGCCUGGCGUGCUAGCACCUGCCACGGGAGUGGAAGCCGAUUCCUUGACAACGCCUAAGGGGAUCCCGUUGCUAGGGCCGUUGCCAAGGCGGGGCCACGAGGAGGGGCUCACUUCCGGGAGGAGGGCAAUUGGCAACCCGGAAGCGGUCGGCAGUGCGGCGCUGUUUAAAGAUGGCGGCGGAGGAACCUCAGCAGCAGAAGCAGGAGCCGCUGGGCAGCGACUCCGAAGGUGUUAACUGUCUGGCCUAUGAUGAAGCCAUCAUGGCUCAGCAGGACCGAAUUCAGCAAGAGGUGAGGGGCUGCAAUUGCUGUGCAGAACCUCUGGUGUCAGAGCGGCUGGAGCUCUCGGUCCUAUACAAGGAGUAUGCUGAAGAUGACAACAUCUAUCAACAAGAAGAUCAAGGUGGGAGCCUGGCCAGAGACCUCCACAAAAAGUACUCGUACAUCCGCAAGACCAGGCCUGACGGCAACUGUUUCUAUCGGGCUUUCGGAUUCUCCCACUUGGAGGCGCUGCUGGAUGACAGCAAGGAGUUGCAGCGGUUUAAGGCUGUGUCUGCCAAGAGCAAGGAGGACCUGGUGUCCCAGGGCUUCACUGAAUUCACAAUUGAGGAUUUCCACAACACGUUCAUGGACCUGAUCGAGCAGGUAGAGAAGCAGACCUCUGUCGCCGACCUGCUGGCCUCCUUCAAUGACCAGAGCACCUCCGACUACCUUGUGGUCUACCUGCGGCUGCUCACCUCAGGCUACCUGCAGCGCGAGAGCAAGUUCUUCGAGCACUUCAUCGAGGGUGGGCGGACUGUCAAGGAGUUCUGCCAGCAGGAGGUGGAACCCAUGUGCAAGGAGAGCGACCACAUCCACAUCAUCGCGCUGGCCCAGGCCCUCAGCGUGUCUAUCCAGGUGGAGUACAUGGACCGCGGCGAGGGCGGCACCACCAACCCGCACAUCUUCCCUGAGGGCUCCGAGCCCAAGGUCUACCUUCUCUACCGGCCUGGACACUACGAUAUCCUCUACAAAUAGGGCUGGCCCCGGCCCGCUGCUGCCCUGCUGCCCCCCUCUGCCAGGCGCUAGACAUGUACAGAGGUUUUUCUGUGGUUGUAAAUGGUCCUAUUUCACCCCCUUCUUCCUGUCACACGACCCCCCAUGUUUUAUUAAAGGGGGUGCUGGUGGUGA